CUCUCUCGCGACUCCACGAUGGUGCCUCUGCUCCUGUGUUUACUUGUGCUGUGCGGUGUGGACGCCAGACCCAGCAGUUGCCAGCAGUACUGCGAAACUACAAAAUCAAAAAGCUGGCCACUACCGGGUUGUAAAUGUAAUGCGAUGGACCGGACAAAGUCUAUGCGCUUGCCACGAGAAGAUCAGCUCGAGCCAUCCAGCAUCUACUACACGCCAGCGGAGCCAGAGCGGCCGCACCCCGCGCACCCCGCUGCUGCCCCCCUGCCCUUCUACAUCAUGAACCCGGGGAGGCGCGUCUACCACGGCCGCCUCAACGAGGUCGCCGUCAAACGAAUCGUUAAACCAACACCGAAACAUCACAUUAAGUUCCUUAACAACGGUUCGAUGAAAUACAGUAACCCCAUAAUCUUAAAGAAAGACAAUUAUGACACGAAUAUUGCAGAAAAUAAUAGUUUAGAAUGUCUAGAUUUACACAUUCUCGUACUCGCUCGUAAGGAUAGCAGUAAUAAUGCUGCCAAGCUCGUUACAGAGGAAAGAUUGAGAAAAUAUGAAGAUAUGUCCGAUUCUGACAUAAUAAUGGCUAUUCAAACGAAGUGUAAUCAACCAAUAGAAACAGUUGGUGAAAAUCUCCGUAAUUUUGACAAAGUGAAUCCAGAGGAAUUAGAUAAUGUUUUUAAUGGACCCGGUAAUAUGUUGUCCCUCAAUAAUGAAGAUGUGGAAGCAGUUACUGAUAUUACAUCCAUUCAGAAUAAAAAUGAAACACAAACAGAUAUUUUGAGUGAACCUGCCUCCGCCCACUCUUUAGAAACGAUAUCUGAAAUCACUAAUAUUCCGAUAGAAUAUAAAACACAAACAGAUUAUGCAGAGUAUAAAACUGUAACUGAAGAAAUUGCUCACCAUAAUAAUGUAAAUAGCCAUGAAAGUAUAUUCUCCACCCCAUCACUUAUAGAAGCUAAUAAUAACCAAAGUCAAAGUACUACUGAAAUUCAGCCAGUUGAGAAAAAAUAA
This is a messenger RNA of Plutella xylostella (diamondback moth), 1008 nucleotides long. The record is from RefSeq and is a predicted model, not a curated record. NCBI's taxonomy places the organism in Eukaryota, Metazoa, Arthropoda, Insecta, Lepidoptera, Plutellidae.